GAAACGUUUUCUCGAGAACCAAGUGGAUUACCAACAGCCAACAUGAAAUUCUUCAUUGUCCUGCUCGCCGUGGUCGCCGCCGUCUGUGCCGAAGAGAUGGCCUCCGAUUCGAUGAAGACCAAGCGCGGUCUGCAUCUGAGCCUGGGCUCCUACCAUUCCCCAGCAGUGGUAUCGCACUCGUACGUCGCUCCGGCCCCGCUGAUCGCCCACUCCGCCCCCCUGGUUGCUGCCCCCGUGUAUCACAAGACCUACGUCGCCCAUGCCCCGGUUGUGCACCACGCUCCAGCUUACGCCGCCUAUCACGCUCCGGCCUACGCUGCCUACCAUGCACCUGCCUACCAUGCCCCAGCCUACGUCGCCCAUGCUCCGGUCUACCAUGCCUACCACCGUCGCUAAGCAACCAGCAAACAGCAAGCGAUGAGGUGAA
Ochlerotatus camptorhynchus is the source of this 427-nucleotide messenger RNA. Its product is annotated as cuticle protein 12.5-like. Bases 43 to 396 code for a protein of 117 amino acids. NCBI's taxonomy places the organism in Eukaryota, Metazoa, Arthropoda, Insecta, Diptera, Culicidae. The transcript has 2 exons. The record is from RefSeq and is a predicted model, not a curated record.